AUGAACACGUACAUCCAUAUCUCGCUCAUCGGUGGCACCGACGGCGGGCUGUUUAAUGACUUGCACGUGGCGACAGACAAGGAUGGUGGGCCACUCAUUCGUUCAUCAGGCCAACUCACCCUCGAUGUUAGCCACCCGAUCGCUCGUAUUGUCAUGUCUCACAGCUGGGAAAUUUGCAGUACAUCUGUCAUUCCAUCUAUCAUUCAGACAAACCAUCAUCAUAGAUUGAUGGCCUGGAGAUCACUUAUGAACGCAGCUAAAUGUUUCUCCACAGCGACCGAGGUCAUCCUGGCCAUCUAUGGCCGUGCUGGAUACCAGAACUACCACAAGUGCAAACUGAUCAACAGCAUGAGCUUCGUCAUCUUCGAUAAGGCGACCGCAACCAGUCACAUUGAAGGUCCCUUCAGCAACGGGGACGGCUCUAACAAUGGCGAGUCUUUCCACGUCUCCAAUGUCAUGGCAUUCGGCGGCUACGCAAAGCCGGCUGAGCAGCGUAAGUUGGAUUAA
Molecule: messenger RNA, 507 nt
Organism: Laetiporus sulphureus 93-53
Lineage: Eukaryota; Fungi; Basidiomycota; Agaricomycetes; Polyporales; Laetiporaceae
Exons: 4
Coding region: 1-507 (168 amino acids)
Source: RefSeq, a predicted model, not a curated record